Plasmodium vinckei vinckei is the source of this 4185-nucleotide messenger RNA. Its product is annotated as conserved Plasmodium protein, unknown function. Lineage: Eukaryota; Apicomplexa; Aconoidasida; Haemosporida; Plasmodiidae. The transcript has a single exon. The record is from RefSeq and is a predicted model, not a curated record. Gene Ontology annotation, biological process: tRNA export from nucleus; rRNA processing. The coding region runs from base 1 to 4185 and encodes 1394 amino acids. Gene Ontology annotation, cellular component: UTP-C complex; CURI complex; small-subunit processome.
AUGGAAGGCCGAGUUAAAAGGAAAUCAAAACAAAAGUUGAAAAAAAAGAAUAAUGGAAACAAAAAAAUAAAAACUAAUUCACAUGAAGUUUCAAAUAGUUAUGAUAAAAAUAAAUCAAAUUUAAUCCAAGUAUUAAAAGAAUUAUGUUAUUACAAAAAAAAAAUAAAAAAUGUAAAUUUAUUACAAGAAGUUAAAAAAAUAACUAUCGAUUUUAUAAAUGGACUUGAUGAUGAUUUAACAAAAUAUUUGAAUAAUGAAAAUGGAAAAUUUAAAGACAUAUAUUCAAAAAGUAUAAAAUUAAUAAAAAAUUAUAAAAUUUUAGGAAGUUUUAAAAAUAAUAUGUACUUAAAUAAUAAUAUAAAUAUAGAUCUUGGUGUAGAAUAUAGUCUAAAUACAGAUUUAGGAAAAAAAGCAAAAUAUAAAAACUUUCAUAUAUAUCACAAUAUGUAUGUUAAUUUAAUAAAAACAUUAUUUUAUAAAAAAAAAUUUAUAAACUACUUAGACAAGUUAGAAUUAAAACAUGUUAGUCUAACCGUUUCUACAACCAGAUGGAUAAAUAAAUGCAAAUCAGUAAUCGUUUUAAGCAUAUUAAAAAACAAAAAACAUGUCGGAAACAUUAUUAUAAUUUUAUUUCCUACAAAGGAAGUCUCAUUAAGUAUGUCACAUGUAUAUAAAAAAUAUUAUAAAAAUUAUAAACCAUUUUCAGAACAUAAAAUAAUAAAAGAAAAAGUGGAUGAUCAAAAUGGGGUUGGUGUAUUGAACGAAAAAUAUAUUAACAAAGAAGACAAGGUAAAAAAUAAAAAAACUCUUAAAGAUAUCAAAAUAUGGUUGCUAAAAAAAUUUAUAAUUUCAGAAAUUUAUAUUAUUGAAUGUGAUAAAAUAAUAAGAGGUUGUAUUAAAAAUUGUGAAGGAUAUAAAGAGGCAGUUAAACUAUUGAAAUUGUGGUGUCAAAAUAAAAAAUUAUUAUUUACUUAUUCUAUUUAUAAUGGUGAAAAAAAAAAUUAUAAUUAUGAUAAGGAAUAUAAAUUGUCAAACUAUUCUUACUAUACUGAUAUGAACUCAUUCAUGCUUGGACUUUUAUGUGCUCAUGUAUGUUUUACAUUAAAUUUAAAAAAUUCAGAUUAUUUACACAUAUUUAAAGAGACAAUUAAAUUUUUAAGCAAUUUUGAUAGUUCACAAAAUGUUAUGAUCUAUAAAAAUGGAAUCCAUACAACAUUGAAAAAGAUUGAAAAGAUUGAAAAAAAAGAGGAUACCAUUUUUUUGGUGAAUGGAAUAUAUGAUAUAUUUCAAGAUAAUGUUUAUUCUUUUUUAGAAUUAAUUUACGAAUCUAAAAAGGCAUAUUUUUAUUUAAAUAAUAAUACUAAUAUAUAUGAUAAUUAUUUUCAAAUUUUUUUAUCUAAUUUAAAAUGUUUUUCCAUGAAUUUUGAGGAGCAAAUAUUAUUCCCUUUGUUUGUAUCUACCAAUUUUGAAAAUUAUAAUCACGAAAUUUUGGAUUUAAAAAAUGUUUUAAUCAACUCAUUAAAUGAUAGAGUCGAAGAUAUUUGUGCUCGUCUAAUUUCUUUUCCAGUUUUGGAGGCUCAAAAAGGAAAGGAAGAUACACAAGAGAGAAUAGACCAAGCAGAACUUAAUGAGGGUUGUGAUAUGCUAGAUAUAUUUCAGGAAAUAAAUUUAAGCAUUAAUGAAAGAAGUGACAAAGAUGUGGUUGAAAAUGUAUUUGAAAAUUUGAGUACGAAAAAGAUAAUACAUGGGUUGUCCUUCUUUAUAAAUACAAAUAAUACUGCAAGAACAUUUGAUAUUUCAAACGUUUUAUAUAAUCCUGAAAAUGUUUCAAAUUUUAAACAGUUCUGGCAAAACAAAGCAAAGAUAAAACGGUUUGAAAAUAAUACUAUUUAUGAGGUAGUAGAAUGGAAAAGGCCAGCAAAAAAUUUAAAAAAAAUCGUAAAGGAAGAAGAAAAAGAGGAACUAAACAAAUUACAUACUAAGAUAGUGAAAACCAAAAAUAAAGUAUUCGAUGCAUUGUUUAGUGAAUUAUAUCCAAAGCAAAAAACCAACUCUGUUCAUGUUCAAAUAAUUAAAUAUAUAUUAAAAAAAAAUAAAUAUAAAGAGUUUAAUAAUAUAAGCAAUUUAAUGACAAACAAAGUUACAAAAUAUAUAAAAAAAAAUGAUCACCAUAUAUUUUGUGCUAAAAAAUUAAAAAAAAAUUUAUCAUAUUUUAUUUAUUUUUCAAACCCUUUAUUAAUUAAAGAUAUAAGUUAUUUAUACUAUGAAAAAAUACAUGAACAAUAUAAUGAAAUAAAAACAGUUUUAUACAAGAUAAAUGAAAAAUUAUUUACUAUAUCUAAUGUCAAUAGUUCUAAUGAAUUUUUGAAAAUGUCUGACUUAGGUUAUAAAACAAGUUCUACUACAAUUGUAAUUGAUAUUGUUGUUGAUACAAAAUUUAACAAUCCUAUGAUAUAUAAAAAUGCAGAGAAUUUUUACAAAAAUUAUGAAAUAACAAAAGAAAUAAUUAAAAGAUAUUUUUUAGAAGAUAAAAAUAAAUUAAUUAAAAAUAUAAAAAAAAGAAAUUCUUAUAUAGACAUAUAUUUUGAUUUUACAAUUUUUCGAUUACAUAUAUUUUUUCAAAAAGUUGUAGAAAAAAAUCUAUUGCAAAUAACAAAUUUAAAUGAUACUAAAAUUGAAUAUGUUGAAAAUAUAGAUCGAAUUAAAAAUCUUAUUUAUAAACCUAUUAUAUCAUCAUAUAUUUUUUAUUACUCUACUAAAUUUUCUUCUUUUCAUGCUUCGAUUAAAAUAUGUAAAUUAUGGUUAGCUUCAAAGGGAGUUCCAAAUUCUGAUGAGUUUGUUGAAAACAUUUUAUUUUACAUCUACACACUUGAGUAUAAAAAGCAUAAUCAAAUUCAAAACUUUUUUCAAAAAUCGAAUAUUACUAUAGGAAAUAAAAACCUUAAAGAGUUUGCUUCUCAAUAUAGUGCCAGUAGAACCCAAAAUUCAGAAAAUCCUGACGACAUAGAUGCAGAAACUGAACAAGCCAAAAAGGUGGGAAAAAAAAAGAGUGAUAAUAAUAAAAAGAAGGAAAAUACCAAAAACGCUUCAACAGAAUUGAACUUAAAAAUGGAUAGCGAUGUAAAAGAUAGUGAUGAUCUAAACGAUUCCUACUUAAACACCUUUUCAUUUUCAUCUCAAAUUAUUUUAAUUAAAUUUUUAAAAUUUAUUACAAAUUAUGAUUGGCUAAAUAAGCCUCUAAUUAUAGAUUAUAAUAAUUCUUUAACAGAUGAGCAAAAAACAAAACUAAUAAAUAUUUUUAUUACAAAAAAGAAAAACAAUUUAUUACAUGAUCAUAAAAAAAUAAAAAAGUAUUUUUGGAUAUCUUCAAUAUAUGAUCCCCAUUCUGUUUUAAUUACAUUACCUGAUAAUUUAUUUCAUUUUAUAUUAUCAGUUGCAAAAAAUGAUUUAUUUCAUAUUAAGCAAUUAUAUAAUAAAUUUGAAAAAGAAAAAUGGAUAACAUUAUUUCUUAUGGAACAACGACCUUGUGAUAUUAUUUUAAAAUUCAAUACUCCUGAAACUAUUGCAAACAUUUUUGGUAGUCAAGUUGUGCCUAUUUCUCUAGAUGAAGCUAAUGAUGAACCAAACAAAUUGGAUAGUAUGGACGAAGAAGAGGAAACUAGUAAUAGUCCUAAGUUGCAAAUACAAGAUGAUUAUGAUAUAGAGGAUUUAAAUUCUUUUCCAGAGUUUUUGAAUAAGCCUAUAGAUAUAUUACCAUUACUAAAUAAGUAUGAAUUGGUACAUAUUUAUGAAAUGCAUUUUAAUAAUUUUUUAAAAAAACUCGAAGAAAAAUUUUCAUCUCAAAUUACAGUUUUGUAUAAUCCUUUAUGUUUUAAUGAUCACCUUAGUAUUUCAAAUUUUAGGAAAAAAAUUAAAAAAAAGUUAAACAAUUUUCAAUAUACAAAUGAUUUAGAAUAUGUAUAUAAAUCAUGGAUGCCAAUUAUGUUAGUUACUUUUAAUCCAGCAACCAUUCAAAAUGUAUCUCUGCAAAGUUUAUCUAACACAAACAUGAGUUCCACUAGUUUGGUUGAUGGAGAUACAUCACAGAGUAGAAUUCUUUCCCUUAACAAUUUUAAUGCAUUCAUAUUUUAUGUAAAAAAUAAUGUAAGUGAAUUGCUUCGUAGUGUGCAUUUCCCGCAACUAUGA